AUGUCUGUAGAACGUGAUAUUCGUUAUGAGCUUAUAGCUAGACUUUGUCCAAACAGUACUGAAGCAGGAAUGUUUGCUAUUCGUUCCAGGAGAAAGGUUGCAUCAGAAAAGGAUUUCUUAGAAUCUGUUAAUAAAGUUAUUAAGUCUUAUGCAAAAUUCUCUUCUACACCAAGUUCAUUGUCAAAUUCAUUCACUAUUUCUGACAAAAAUCUUGUAAUAAUACUUGAAAAAAAAGAUAAAGAAUUAGAAUGGCAAUCUUUGAUUUUCAAAUAUAAAGAUGAAGAUGAAGACGAUGUUCAAUUAUCAAUAAAAGAGAACAAAGAAGUAAUGGUAGAAAGAUGGUUUUUAACAAGAAAUAAUGUUCAAAGGUGUUCACAAAUUUUAGAAAAUGAAUCAAAAUGGAUUACUUCUUUACAAGCUAAACAUGAUAAAAAUGUGAUAACUGUUAAUCUGAAAACAAAUCAUUCUAUAUCAAAAAAUACGGAAUAA
Molecule: messenger RNA, 489 nt
Organism: Entrophospora sp. SA101
Lineage: Eukaryota; Fungi; Glomeromycota; Glomeromycetes; Entrophosporales; Entrophosporaceae
Source: the annotation of a GenBank genome assembly